Eptesicus fuscus (big brown bat) is the source of this 1984-nucleotide messenger RNA. It is a transcript of the gene DUSP22, whose product is annotated as dual specificity phosphatase 22. Lineage: Eukaryota; Metazoa; Chordata; Mammalia; Chiroptera; Vespertilionidae. The transcript has 9 exons. The record is from RefSeq and is a predicted model, not a curated record. Bases 603 to 1100 code for a protein of 165 amino acids. Gene Ontology annotation, molecular function: protein tyrosine/serine/threonine phosphatase activity. Gene Ontology annotation, cellular component: cytosol. Gene Ontology annotation, biological process: regulation of cell population proliferation; positive regulation of JNK cascade; protein dephosphorylation.
CGCCGCCCGCCGGAGCCGCGGCCCGCGCCCCUCCCCCGCCGGCCACCGGAGCCCGACCACAAUCCCAGGGAGCCGGCGGGCGGGGGCGAGGGCCUCCCUCGGGGCGGACGGGCUGAGCGGCACCAGUUCCCGGCUGGGACGCCGCUGCUCUGCCCGGCCGAGCCGGGAAGUCCGGGGCGGACGAGCGGAAACCCCAGGGUCCGGCCGGGCCGGGAGCCAGCCGCGCCGCCGGACGUCCCAGAUUCCCGUUGUUGUUGUUGUUGGUAGUCAGUGCACGAAAUUCCUCCCCAGCGCCUCCUCCCUCCCGCCCCACCUGCUCCGCGGCCUCCCGGCCCCGCCACUAGGGAGCCUGCGCCCUCAGAGCCCGGGUGUCGGAGCGGGUGCCGGAGCGCGCAUCCGGCCGCCAUGGGGAAUGGGAUGAACAAGGUUUUGUUUAUUUUUCGUGUGCACAGACCAGUCCUGUGGACCGAGAAUUGACGGGCCCGCGUCCUCAGAUCCUGCCUGGCCUGUAUAUUGGCAACUUCAAAGAUGCCAGAGAUGCAGAACAGUUGAGCAGGAACAAGGUGACCCACAUCCUGUCUGUCCAUGAUAGUGCCAGACCCAUGUUAGAGGGGGUUAAAUACCUGUGCAUUCCAGCAGCGGAUUCACCAUCUCAAAACCUGACAAGACAUUUCAAAGAAAGUAUUAAAUUCAUUCACGAGUGCCGGCUCCGGGGAGAGGGCUGUCUUGUCCACUGCCUGGCCGGUGUCUCCAGGAGUGUGACUCUGGUGAUCGCGUACAUCAUGACCGUCACUGACUUUGGCUGGGAAGAUGCCCUGCACACUGUGCGUGCAGGCAGGUCCUGUGCCAACCCCAACCUGGGCUUCCAGAGACAGCUCCAGGAAUUUGAGAAGCAUGAAGUCCAUGAGUACCGGCAAUGGCUGAAGGAGGAGUAUGGAGAGAGCCCUUUGAGGGACGCAGAAGAAGCCAGGAACAUUCUGGCAACUACCCUACGGAGACCUAACACUGCGACCUGGUGCCUGCAUUUCCGCCAGGCGCCCUGGUGUGCUGGGUGCCACCUCGCCUCUGAGGACAGGAGGGGCGGGUGGCGAAGAAGGUAGGGAGGGUGGCGAAGAAGGUGGAUCCGGGCUCCUACCCAGGACCUCCCCAGCCCUGCCUGAGGCCCUUCUACUCUGUCUUCCCAAAACGUCUGCACUGUCUGGAGGCUGCUUGCUGCCCACACUGUCACUUGCCUCUGUGAGGGUCAGUGUGCACGUGUGUGUGUGUGUGUGUCUGCAUGUGUGAGUGUGUGAACAGUGCCGAGCACUCUCAGUUCACACUGCCAGCUGCUACCACCCCCUUUCCUUUUGUCCAGUGCUCCAAGUGAGGGCUUUCCUGUCAGCAUCUGCAGUGCUGCGCAGCCAGAAGCAGUCCUUGUCUGUGAGCACGCACUGAGAACUCGGGGCAGUGGCUGAAGGCAGCCGCCCCCAGAACACAGGUGGCCAUGGCAGGGCAGCAGGUGGCCAGACUCCCUCUAAUAUGGCUUCAGGGGCCUUGAAAGGUAGUGGCGGUCAGUGUUCUGACCAUUGCCUAGACUUAAUGACAGUGCCCAGCCUGGACUUCCUGCUGCCUCAAGUCAGGUCCCCUUGCAGCCCAUCAUGUCCCCAGGUUCUGCGUGGUAUUUGUUCUCUCUGGCACCCACUGCAUUUUAGUCCCGUGGGGAUCACUACCAAUUCAGCCAAAGCUGUGUGCUCAGAAUGCCCUGCGUUUCUCUUCCCCUCCAGCUUCACUCUCUCCCAACCACUUGCUGUCUCCCUCUGCAAGGGGCUCUUCCAAAGGCUUGCUCGCACCUUUAGGUAUUGGGAAGAAAGAACAUGUAUUAGGCAUUGUAGCAGUUUGCAUUUAAAAAUACAUUUUUAAAUGUGCACUUAUUGAGCACCUUUGUGUAUGCUGUGGAUUUGAUCUUUGAUCUCAGCUACCUCAUUAAAUGUUUUUUGAAAAGGUG